AUGAGUGGCUGGACAACUCUAUCAAAUACAUAUCAAGAUCCAAACGUAAAACAAAUGAAAGUUGAACGAAUAUUUCUACAUGAACAAUAUGAAUCAUACUACGCAGAUGAUAUUUGUAUAGUCAAAUUAACUAAAAAAAUUUAUCCAACACAAGCAGUACGUUAUAUUUGUUUACCACAAUCAUCAACUGCUGAUGUUAAAAUUAAAGAUGAAGUUGAAAUUGCAGGGUGGGGUGCAUUGAAAGAGUUUAGUGACUUUCUUAAUAAAUCAAGUAUUUAUCCUGAAAUGUUAAUGCAAGCUAAAAUUGAAAUUCUACCAAAUGAUAAUUGUCCGUUCGGAAAAAAUUUCAAUUCAGAUAAACAAAUUUGUGCUGGUACAUCAGAUUUUAAGAUUGAUAUAUGUGGUGGAGAUUCAGGUGGUCCAUUAAUGAAACAAUUAGGAAGUGUUGGUAGUCAGCAGCGAUAUUGGUAUUCAUUUGGUAUUGUUAAUUAUGGUCCAAAAAAUCCUUCAUGUGGUGAACAUACGUAUGCUGCUAGUGUAUAUGUACGACUGGCAGCUUAUCGACAAUGGAUUAAUGAAAAAUUAAAAAUAUCGUAUUUGAAUAUCUAA
This is a messenger RNA of Didymodactylos carnosus, 609 nucleotides long. The record is from the annotation of a GenBank genome assembly. Lineage: Eukaryota; Metazoa; Rotifera; Eurotatoria; Philodinida; Philodinidae.